Messenger RNA from Chanos chanos (milkfish), 1251 nucleotides. It is a transcript of the gene foxl1, whose product is annotated as forkhead box L1. Gene Ontology annotation, molecular function: RNA polymerase II cis-regulatory region sequence-specific DNA binding; DNA-binding transcription factor activity, RNA polymerase II-specific. Gene Ontology annotation, biological process: anatomical structure morphogenesis; cell differentiation; regulation of transcription by RNA polymerase II. The record is from RefSeq and is a predicted model, not a curated record. The coding region runs from base 1 to 1251 and encodes 416 amino acids. NCBI's taxonomy places the organism in Eukaryota, Metazoa, Chordata, Actinopteri, Gonorynchiformes, Chanidae. The transcript has a single exon.
AUGAGUUUAUACCCCAGCCGAGUGCCACAGCCUGGUGUGAGUCCUACCACCCUUAAUCUAUCCAGUUCAUCCAUGAUUUACGUGUACGGGGGUGAAGUUGGAGGCAUUAUCCCUGCUUUGGGGUUUGCACCGCCGCGACAGGAACCUCCACAGAAACCACCUUAUAGUUAUAUCGCGCUUAUCGCCAUGGCAAUUAAGAACUCACCUGAGAGGCGCGCGACGCUGAGCGGGAUCUAUCAGUUCAUCAUGGACCGCUUCCCUUUCUACCAUGAUAAUAAGCAGGGCUGGCAAAAUUCAAUCCGCCACAAUCUGUCGCUGAACGACUGCUUCAUCAAAGUACCAAGAGAGAAGGGACGACCCGGGAAAGGCAGCUACUGGACGCUGGACGCCAAAUGCUUGGACAUGUUCGAGAACGGAAACUACAGGCGAAGAAAGAGAAAGUCUAAAACCCAGGAAACCGGGGAGACCAAACCAAGCCACAAAAGAAACAAGGGGUCAGUAUCUCUCAGUCACUGCGUCUCCAGUUUCCACUCUGAUACCAGCACGGAGAAAGAGGGAAUAUCACCUAGCGAGAAGGCGCUCAAAGACAUGGGGAAUCAGCAAAAACGACACAAGGAGCAAGGACGACAGGAUAAAGAAAUGAAAGCGGCUGUGGGUCAUUAUAACGGAGGAGUCCGAGGUCAGCACGGAUCUACAGGUCAGUGUCCACUUUUGGCAAUACCAAACCAGUAUUCUCUGUCAACCGAGCCAAUUUCAGACUGGUGUAACGCAUACCCAAGUGGCGCGCAUCUCAGACCCCGCUGUCCAUCGGUGGAGGAGUCAAGCACCUCAUGGAUAAACUCUAUAAAUCGCAAAGGACAGUAUCAUGAGAGCGAAUCGGAGAGUAGAAGGCUGGCGGUCGCGAGCGACAAGGCCAAUAAUAUUCUUGAUUCUGUUGGGAACGCACAUAUUCGGGAGGUCAAACUAAAAGGGGCAACUCCACAAACUGACCCUAGCAAAACGUCGGACAAAUCGCGAGAAUUUAGCAUCGACAACAUUCUGUCGAAAAAAGGAACUCAGUGCCCAAGAAAAUGCAGCUUCGUCGGAACACCUGCAGCUUCUGCCUGUGUGGAUACACGAAGCCACGCGCUCACAUCAUCACUGAUACUUGGCGCACACGCGUCACACUUGUAUCCACUGGGAUUUCCACUUUGCUCCUACCUGUCUCUCACGUGCCCCGAGAAGAUGCCAAGCUUCAAUGACAAGAAAUGA